Zerene cesonia (dogface butterfly) is the source of this 1034-nucleotide messenger RNA. RefSeq lists its product as uncharacterized. The transcript has 4 exons. Bases 97 to 792 code for a protein of 231 amino acids. NCBI's taxonomy places the organism in Eukaryota, Metazoa, Arthropoda, Insecta, Lepidoptera, Pieridae. The record is from RefSeq and is a predicted model, not a curated record.
UCGCUGCCACUGCUUCCACGGUCAGUCGUUGUUAGACCAACCUCGUUUUGCGUCAAUUUUUAGUUUUUAGUGUAGUGUGCUUAAUCAAAAAGGAAAAUGUGUUCGAUUUUACGGAUACCUUUAACAUUAUUUAUUUGUGUUAUCGUUGUCUCCGGCCAUGUUCACGGACCGAGAAGAUCUCGAAGGAUGGAUAUUGAGGACUAUGCACGAAAUGAAAUUGACAGUGGUCGAGCUGAUGAAACCUCAUGGUGGCCCACAGCAGAGUUUGCGGUUCUACAAAAAGUUUACGACGAUUGCAGUGCGCAAAAACAUUUGACCACAUGCCUAAAGGGCAAGGCUUUAAAUGCACUUACGAGAGCCGUAGAGCAGGAAAACGUACAACUUGCUGACGGUUUGACAUUGGUGAAACAGGCUGAUGCGCCGGUGGCGUCUGCCGAGCCUCGCUUCCUGCCUGGGAUGACUACCGAAGAAAAACUCGAUAACAUGCUACGAGCGAAGUUCGAGCAACUGCUUAGCACUCAUACCAUAUCCAUGGACUUAGCUUCGGAAGGAAGGGGUAGAGGGAAAAAGGUCCUGCCUUACCUAUUGCUCGGUAUUUUUACAACUGUUAGCAUAGUAGGAGGUAUGGCUCUGAAGACCUUAGCUGCAAUUGCUGGAAAAGCCCUCAUUGCUAGUAAAGUAGCAUUAACGAUUGCUGGCAUUAUUGCUCUGAAAAAACUCUUCAGUCACGAUGGAACCACAGGGGAAACCACUUUCCAAGUACAUGCCGAUGGGCAUCAUAGUUUUCUUUAAUUCUAGUCUUUAAUUCGAAGGCGCAAUCUUUAUGUGGUGAGGCCUGUGAAAUCUAAAGAAGAGGAUCUUGACUGGUUAUAGACUGAGAAGAAGCCGGUUCGGAAAUUGGUCUCACUCAUGUCCUCAUCAUAGUGUUGAAGAUAAAUCUAUACAAAUAACCUCAAACCAAAGUACCGUCUAAGUUUUGGACACUGCUUAGAUAAACCCGUUGUCUACAUUUGUUCUCAAAGUCUAUGUCAGUA